Molecule: messenger RNA, 483 nt
Organism: Anisakis simplex (herring worm)
Lineage: Eukaryota; Metazoa; Nematoda; Chromadorea; Rhabditida; Anisakidae
Source: the annotation of a GenBank genome assembly
AUGAGAUUCAUCAUUAUUGGUUCACUUCUUGUCACGGCCGUCAUCGCUGCACCGACCAUGUCUCCGAGUUUUGCGCUGAUGCCCAAGUUCUUAAAAGAGGCGAAACCGGAAGCGCAACAAGAGUUCAUGGCGAUUGUAACGGAUGAAAGCCUCACCAUCAACGAGCUCGAGGAAAAACUGAAUGCAUGGGCUGCGAAACAAGGCGGAGAUGUUGAGAAGGAUUAUAAAAUGCUUGAAGAAACUGCAAAGAAGGAUGCAGAUGAGCUGAAUGAUGCCGCAGAAAGUUCAUCAUCGCUUUCUCAAGCGGCUAAAGAUGCUUUCAAGCACAUCGACGAAAUUGCGGCCGAUCAAAAUCAAACCGUUACGCAGCUAAUCAAAACAAUUGCCAACUAUUGUGAAAAUCUCCCCGUAUCUGUUCUUGAGGAAGUAAUGAAUUUCGUAGGGGACAAAAUGAAUUUCUUAGGUUAUGAUGAUGAUGAAUAA